UGACAUCCGGUUUUAGUUCAAGAUGGCAGGUCAUACGGCUGGGGAUCCGCUGGAAUGUUAUAGUAUUCCAAUAGUUUUGGAGAAAGAGCCAGAUAUUGAUGGUCAAGGAAAUCCGGUUCUAGAGCCUGAUGGUAAACAAAGAUUCCGGUGUGGAUUCCGGAUUGGUGGCGGGAUAGAUCAGGAUCCCAGUCAAAGUCCACAAGGAUUCCCAGACAAGGGAGUGUACGUCACGCACAUACACGAGAACAGCCCGGCAUCUCGCUGUGGGCUACAGCUUCACGACAAACUGCUUCAGGUAAAUGGUAAAGACUUCACGUUAGUGACACACAAGCAAGCUGUAGAAUACAUCCGGCGGAAACCGGUGCUCAAGAUGCUGGUUUACCGUAAGGGCGUUCCGGCGCUGCAGAAGACUGUGGGUCAGACCCAGUUCCAGGCAUACACCCAGCAACAGCAGCAGUAUUCACAGCCACAGUUCCAGCAGUACUGAGCUCAACACAUCGACCGUCGUAAUACCUACAUAUCUAAUCUCACUUUGGAAACCAGGGGCGAGUUCAGGGGGACAGGUGCUGGCAGACGUUUGGACUCGUUUCCAAGCUUCACUAAUUAUGGGUGGCAGGCGGUGAUUUUUGACAGCAAAAUUGCUGUCUUUACUGCUGCCUACAUUUCUUGACAAGUAUACAGCUUGCUGAACUCAGUAGAUAGGGUGGCCUAUUUUUCUUAUCCUAUAUUUGUAAAAUAUGAACAGUUUAUCUUGUCCACCCAGUUUACUGUCUUAGUUAAGAUGUUUUCGACUAACAGAGCCUGAUUUAACAGCACAAAAUACACAUUUAUAAUCAGGCAUUGUAUUUUUUCAUUUAUUUUCAAGAAUUGACCAGAAUCAUAAAUAUAAUGUAAUACAUGUAUAGAUAUUUUGGAAUUCCAUCUCUAUCUUCUGACCUAAAAUCUAGGAUUCGUGGAAGCAUGGAAUCUUGCUAAAUUCACAGCUUGUUAAUUCAUUCUGCAUAUCUAGCAAAAUGUGACUGGCUAAUCGAAUCCAUGUGUGGCACUAAAACCAGCAUUAUCGUGUCAGAAAUGAUGGAGAUUAGCCAGGUACCAGUAAAACUCAAUUUGCGACAGUAAAACCAGCAUUAACGUCUGCUAAUGGUUAAAACCAACAUAGUUAUCCUCUAUUUAAAUAAUGUUGUAUUUUCAUAUUUACAACAUCAGUAUCUGUAUGUUCAGUUUCAUUCUAAUCGUCCUGAUGUUUGCAGCGUCUCAAACUACAUUUUAUUUCUUAAUACAGUCAAACCCAUCUAAACCAGACCCUGAACAAACUGGCAUCCUAUCAAAACCGGCCAAGUUUUAUGGCAACACAUUUUAUAAAUUACAAAAUGUGACCCUCUAAACACGAGAUCCUGCCUAAAUGGGAUAAAUGUGAGGUCACUGGCAGGAUCCAGUUUAGACAGGCUUCACUGUAGACAGUUUGUUUUGUACACACUCGACCAGGUGUGAAAUUAUUGGGAGGUGAUCAUCUUGUCAAACAUUAGUAUUAAAAAUUCCUUGUAAAUAAAUAUAUAUAUAUACACACACAGAUACUGAUAUAUCUUACGAUGGCAGCAACCUCGGAACAGUCUCUUUUCAAUACUAUUAUAUGUAAAAACCAGUCUAGCGAGGGGUCCCGAGCACUUGGUCUCCUGGACACGACUCGAACGUAGUCCCCUGGUUUCUUCGUGAGAUGUUGUUUCCUCUCAUUGUUACAGUGUCAUUAGACUGUUAUCAAUUAAUUUUACAGUGUUCAGCGUAUAUUUGAGGAAGUUGCCUGAUCUGAAUGAGGUGUGCGCUAGUGACCAGUGUAUUGUAGUACAUUUGUAAUAAGGGAGCUAGUAGGUUUCGUUAUCUCGUUCUACAACCAGUCCAUUAAGAAAUAACCAAUUUUUGUGGUGUACAUCAACAACUGAGAUGUACUGGUUUCAGUUUUUGUAAUGGACACACAUGAAUCAGGCUCUUGAUCUUUGUUGGUCUCAUUUUGACAUUGUGCAGGGAUUUAAAUUGCAUCAUAGUCAUCACAAUAAAUGUCUUAAAUUACACAUGCCCAAAAUAAUCAUGCCCAAAUAAGUACAAAUGUGCUGACAAAAUAAUAUUUCUCCUCAAAACUACUGAAAUGUUAAUUUUCAUUCAAUUAAACUAACUUGAAAUGCAUUUCUAAAUAUUGACAACUCUCCAUCAGCUGUUAAUGACAGUGCUGAACUGAAAUGACCUUCCUGCACUCAAAAAAGACAAAUGUUGCCAUUGUGCCCAAACUAUUGAGAUCUAAAGCCCCCCUGUGAUGUACAAGACAUAUCAGUCAGAUUUUAUCUGAACAAGGCUUGUUGAUUUAAUAUUCAAAUGCUUAUUCAGCCAACAGAUCUGCCAUCAUAAGUUUUAUGAGUUCUUCAUCAGUCCUGUCAUCAUAAGUUUUAUGAGUUCUUCAUCAGUCCUGUCAUCAUCUACAUUACACUUGUUCCUUGAUUCUCAUCCUGGGAACGAGAACAGAAAACAUCUCGGCAGAUCAGUUUUCGAAUGUGAUAACGAAACCUCUCUAGUAUCCAUGAGUACAGACUAAGAACUUGUAGAUUUGGUAAAAACCCUGAACCACAAUUACAUUCCUUUCAUCUGUUAGUCUGCCUGGAAUCAUAAAUAGGACCAAUUUUAGAAACAUUUAGUUUUAAAUUAAGAAAAAAUGGGGACAUUUAAAAAACAAAAUCGAGCCAAAUUUAGGAAAAGUGAUGAUUGCAAUUUUAUUUUAUAUGUAUGUAAGUCUUAAACACAAACAAUAAGAUGUAUGUGUGAGGCUAAACAUCUGCAUUCAUCAUAAAAUAUUUAUUUAAAUUUACCCAGCUAUUUAGGAAAGAUAGAUAAGAUUAAGUAAUAAGUAGCUUUUAUUAAAUUUUUAUUUGUUUUUAUAGAUAGAACUCUUAUUUCUGCUAAAAUGGUGGAUUGGUUUGCAGACAACGAGAAUUUUUUUUUUUUUAUCAGUGGUUUUGAUACAUGUCUUAUAUUUAUGCAGACCUAAGACUAGUCCAAAGAAAGGGUUUUUUUUUUGCUCCCCCUUAGUUGGCCUAUGUAAUAUUUUUAAAAUACAGUAACUAGUACAUGUACUACAAAAAGAUUACAUACCAAUGUUCAGUAUAGAUGGGAAGUAAGGUAAUAUCUUAAAUGUAAUUAAUCACUCCCAUCAAUUUUAUUUUACUGUGAGGUUUGAUUUCUGACUUGUGUAAAGGAUUGAAAAUCAGGCCCUUUGCUUGUAAAACUGCAAAACAGUCUGAACUUGGAUGUCCACAAAGUCUGCUGAAUUUAACUUCAUGACAGUGCUAAACAAACGGCAUACAGCAGUUAAUGACCACACUCAAAUCUGGCCUUUUGAAUGAUUUAUAUGUCCUUGUGUCUUGAUAAAGUGUUGCUAUUAUCCCUUAUGGGUUCAGUCGUGAUUAGUUUGCAUAAUAGAGCACAUAAAAUACAGUGUAUAAAUUAGUUACAUGUAGUUAGUGGAAUGCAGAAUGCUACAAUGGUAUUUUUAUUGGUCAAAAUGCAAGUCAACAGGCUGGUAAAUCAACAAAUUGUAACAAUUGAAGUCAUCGAAUUUACAUAUUUUAUUAAAACUUUCCUUUUUGUCUGUCUCGUAUUUUCACUAUUUCCAGGCUGUGAUUUUAUUCGAUUUCUUUGUUUAUUCUUCAGCGUUUAAUGUAGUGAUUAAUCGUUUUAUCUUUUUUUAAAUUUAUAUCUUUUUGUUUAUCUUUGAGCUAUUAUAUUUAUAUGUAUUUACAUUUAACACUGAUCAAAUCUAACUUGAGAAUAUUGUCAUGUAUUAGUUUAGAUACAUGUAUACUGGGAGGGAAUGUUUCAUUUUCUAAAGCAGUAACUUUCACAGCAUCAGUAUUUGUAAAUAUUAACUAGAACUUUAUUGAAAUAUCUUUGGUUAUUUUUAAACUCAUAUAUGACAUAUCUUAAAUUAAGAAUUUGUUAUAAAAUAUUUGUAGAGAUUAUUGAUUCUUGCAAGUCCACUUCUAUCCUCUUGUAGGAAUAGUUUCAAAAUUCUCCACUGGAAUAAUGGUUUUACUUCUGAUUGAAGUGUUAAAUAAAUUUGUUUUCUGUUAAUAAUAAUUAAAAUUAUCUUUAAUAUCAGAAAAUAUUCCAUAUUAUUAUAAUGUUGGCUAAAUCAGAUCAGUGUGGCAAAAAUUGUGCCAUAUAGAGAACCAGUUUAAUGUGCCAUAAGUGUGUGUGUGUGCAUUAUUAAGUCAUUUAGAUUAGAAUUUGUUGAUCUUUGUUAUUAUUUGGAUUUAACGUUAGUUAGAACUUGUACACUGUACAUAUGUAAGCCAUUAAACAGUUUUUGAAUGAU
This is a messenger RNA of Gigantopelta aegis, 4357 nucleotides long. Its product is annotated as tax1-binding protein 3 homolog. The coding region runs from base 23 to 487 and encodes 154 amino acids. Lineage: Eukaryota; Metazoa; Mollusca; Gastropoda; Neomphalida; Peltospiridae. Gene Ontology annotation, molecular function: protein binding. The transcript has 4 exons. The record is from RefSeq and is a predicted model, not a curated record. Gene Ontology annotation, cellular component: postsynaptic density; adherens junction; postsynaptic membrane. Gene Ontology annotation, biological process: neurotransmitter receptor transport, endosome to postsynaptic membrane; neurotransmitter receptor transport postsynaptic membrane to endosome.